Babjeviella inositovora NRRL Y-12698 is the source of this 2271-nucleotide messenger RNA. RefSeq names its product Hgt19p (gene HGT19). Gene Ontology annotation, biological process: transmembrane transport. The record is from RefSeq and is a predicted model, not a curated record. The transcript has a single exon. Gene Ontology annotation, cellular component: membrane. NCBI's taxonomy places the organism in Eukaryota, Fungi, Ascomycota, Pichiomycetes, Serinales. Gene Ontology annotation, molecular function: myo-inositol:proton symporter activity. The coding region runs from base 189 to 2111 and encodes 640 amino acids.
CUCUUUUGAAAUUGAAUAAGUUGUAAGAUAGGCCGAGUACGGCAUGACUAUAGAUGCAUAGGGUUGCGCCUAAAUCCUCCAGAUCUCGAGCUCCCGAGUCCAUAUAAAUACAAACGACUUUCCCGACUAUCCUCAUCUAAUCUCACCCUUCAUUUUUCACUUCCUUUCUAGACAGGUACUAUUUUAACAUGUCCAACACCAACACUGGAGACAAGCCCGGUGUCGGAGUAAACCGCACAGCCGCUGCCCCCGGUAUGUUCGAAAACUCCUCCGAGGCAUCAAACGAAAAACGUCAGGGUAGUCACGAUGAAUUUGCAUCCUCGGACGCUGAUCCAUCUGACAAUGACAAUAUUUUAUCCCAGUACUCUGAAAAACAAGUUAUGGAUAUGGGCCGGAAUUACGCUAUGAAGCACGGCAUGGAUCCUGAAUUGUUUGCCAGGGCAGCUGCCGUCGCCAGAACCCCAAGAGACUUCAAUAACAUGGAAUUCUUAUCGGAUGCCGAAAGGCAGGGCUUAUACCAAGAAGCCACCAACAAGUGGUAUAUUCCCAUCAAACUUUGGGUGGUGAUUGGGGUUGGAUCCAUGGCCGCUGCUGUACAAGGUAUGGACGAAUCCGUAAUCAACGGUGCCAACUUGUUCUUCCCUAAGGCACUCGGGCUUGGUAGCGACAGCAAUAGAGAUAGUUGGCUAUUGGGUGUGGUGAACUCGGCCCCAUACUUGUGUUGCGCCACGGUCUCUUGUUGGUUGACCGACCCUUUGAACAAUAGAUUCGGUCGUAAGAAGGUGAUCUUCAUCUCGUGUGUUAUUUCCGCCUUAACCUGUUUGUGGCUGGGUUUUGUCAACCACUGGUGGCACUUGUUCAUUGCCAGAUUCUUCUUAGGGUUUGGUAUUGGUCCUAAAUCUACCACCGUUCCGGUGUUCUCCGCUGAAUGUACCCCUGCCCAUAUCAGAGGUGCCAUGGUUAUGUUGUGGCAAGUUUUCACUGCCGUGGGUAUUAUGUUUGGCUACGUCUCUUCCUUAGCGUUCUAUCAUGUUGGUGACCACGGGAUCGGAGAAGGCUUGAAUUGGAGAUUAAUGUUAGGGUCUGCUAUGAUCCCAGCGUUGUUUGUUUGUGUACAAAUCUUGUGGUGCCCAGAAUCCCCAAGAUGGCUCAUGGGUAAGAACAGACACUUGGAAGCCUAUUACUCUUUGAGGUCCCUUAGAUGCGAUGAAAUCUCUGCUGCCAGGGAUUGUUUCUACCAGUACGUCUUGUUGAACGAAGAAAAUGCGCUUUCGGAGAUGACCUUCUUCCAGAAAGUCAAUAGCUUGUUCUCUGUCAGAAGGAACAGAAACUCCGCUAUUGGUGCUUGGAUUGUCAUGUUCAUGCAACAAUUCUGUGGUAUCAACGUUAUUGCCUACUACUCCUCCUCGAUUUUUAAGCAGUCGGGGUUUAGUGAUAUCUCCGCUCUUUUGGCUUCCUGGGGGUUUGGUAUGAUCAACUUUCUCUUUGCGAUUCCUGCUUUGUAUUUGAUUGAUGUCAAGGGGAGAAGGACCUUGUUAUUGUGGACUUUCCCGCUCAUGUCUGUUUUCCUUUUGAUGACUGGUUUCUCCUUCUGGAUCCCAGAGUCUAACCUGUCUGCCCGCGUGGGUGUGAUUGCCUUGGGGAUUUACUUGUUUGCUGCCGUCUACUCCUCCGGUGAAGGCCCGGUUCCUUUCUUGUACUCCGCUGAAUGUUUUGCCUUACCCGUUCGUGAUGUGGGUAUGUCUUUUGCCACCGCCACCUGUUGGUUCUUCAACUUUGUUUUGUCUCUUACCUGGCCAAGUUUGGUGAAGGCAUUCAAGCCACAGGGUGCGUUUGGUUGGUAUGCUGCCUGGAACAUGGUGGGCUUCUUCUUGGUUUUGUGGUUCUUGCCAGAAACCAAGAGUUUAACCUUGGAAGAAUUGGAUGAGGUGUUCGACGUUCCUGUCUGGCAGCAUGCUUCUUACCAGAACAAGGCCUUUUGGAUCGAAGUCAAGAGAAAUAUCUUCCGUCAAAAUGUCCCUAGAAUGGCCCCAUUGCACCGUCACCACAGAAUGGCUGUCACCAAUGCCGAAUGGGAAGACAAGGCAGUUGUGCAGCACAUCGAAACUUAGAGGACAGCUAGUCUGCCUGAAAGUUGUUGUGCCGUAUACCUACAGUUUUUGUCUCUCUGUGAGAUGACUCAAGUUUUAUUUUUCCCUUGUUUUGUGACGUUUUGUUUUACUCUCAAACCUUAUGUGUUUUCGACGUUAAUUUAUUUUUGUACUUGAACCG